This is a messenger RNA of Nicotiana attenuata, 1722 nucleotides long. RefSeq names its product L-Ala-D/L-amino acid epimerase. The transcript is spliced from 7 exons. Gene Ontology annotation, molecular function: racemase and epimerase activity, acting on amino acids and derivatives. Lineage: Eukaryota; Viridiplantae; Streptophyta; Magnoliopsida; Solanales; Solanaceae. The coding region runs from base 146 to 1444 and encodes 432 amino acids. The record is from RefSeq and is a predicted model, not a curated record.
ACUCACAGUCAGCUGGGGACAAUUACAAGAACAAAGUACAGAGCUCACUAUGUCAAUUCUUGAAAUCUUUCCUUUUCUGCCCAAAAAAGACCAAUCAGAAACACUCAAACUCAGUACUUAGUACUAUCACUGAUUGUCAUAAGAAAUGGGUCGAAUUGGGCUUUCUCAGAACUUCCAAUCACACUGCUUUCUUCACUCAUCAACACAACAUACCCAAUUGUCCAAAGCUCAAAACUUUUCACUCAAUUUCAAGAAUCCCAAAAAAACCAUCUCUGCUUGCAUGGCGGCAGCUAUGCCAACGUUGACACCCACAAGUUUUGGGUUCAAGAAUUUGAUGGAAACAGUGACUAUUGAUGUUCACAAAGCUGAAGGGAGGCCACUGAAUGUGCCACUGAUUGCUCCUUUUACAAUUGCCACAUCAAGAUUGGACAAAGUGGAAAACAUAGCUAUAAGGAUAGAGUUGAGUAAUGGUUGUGUUGGUUGGGGUGAGGCUCCUAUUCUUCCUUUUGUUACUGCAGAGGAUCAGCCCACAGCCUUAGCUAAAGCAGCUGAAGCAUGUGAAUUCUUGAGGCAGAGUCCGGAAAUGACCUUAAAUCACGCACUAACAAAAAUAGGAGAUGUGCUCCCUGGCCAUGAUUUUGCCUCUGUCAGGGCAGGAGUUGAGAUGGCAAUGAUUGAUGCAGCGGCAAACAGCAUUGGAAUACCUCUGUGGAGACUGUUUGGUGGAGUAUCUAAUUCAAUAUCUACUGACAUUACAAUUCCGAUAGUUUCACCCACGGAAGCUUUUGAACUGGCUUCAAAGUAUCGUAAACAAGGUUUCAAGACCUUAAAGCUUAAGGUGGGCAAGAAUUUGAAUGGAGACAUUGAAGUUCUUCAAUCCAUACGUGCAGCACAUCCUAAUUGCUUGUUUAUCUUGGAUGCUAAUGAAGGUUACACUGCAAAAGAAGCUAUUAAAGUCCUGGAAAAGUUGCAUGAAAUGGAGGUGACUCCAGUGCUCUUUGAACAACCUGUUCAUAGAGACAAUUGGGAAGGUCUUGGACAUGUUAGUCAGAUCGCAAAGGAUAAAUAUGGGGUAUCUGUUGCUGCUGAUGAAAGCUGUCGAAGUUUGGCUGAUGCUAAAAAGAUAGUGCAAGAAAGUCUUGCUGAUGUCAUUAAUAUUAAGCUUGCCAAAGUGGGGGUGCUUGGGGCUCUGGAAAUUAUUGACUUGGCGAGGUCCAUGGGCUUAAAUUUAAUGAUUGGUGGUAUGGUUGAAACCAGACUUGCCAUGGGCUUUGCUGGUCAUCUAGCUGCUGGACUUGGAUGUUUCAAAUUCGUCGACCUAGACACACCCCUUUUGUUGGCAGAGGAUCCAGUUUUUGGGGGUUACGAAGUCUCUGGACCUGAUUAUAACUUCUCGAAUGCUAGAGGGCACGGCGGUUUUCUUCAUUGGGACAGCAUAGCAUGAGAUUAGAAGUGGAGUAUGCUUUCUCUUUGUAUUGUCAUUUGCAGCAGGCCAACCUCAUCGCAUUUAUAAGUAUUAGUCUUCCUUGUUGUUACUAAUAGUUAUUCUUCUAAGCAUGUAUGUUUGGACAUAAAGCAGACAAUUCCAAUGUAAAAGUGAAGGAUUUGGCAAUCAACUUGAAGCCAUAUGACCUCACAGUUACAGGUGUUUGAUGUUAGAGCUUUUGUACCAACAGUAUGAUUGUAACCUGUCCAUGUACUAGUAUUGAUAGGUUAAAAACA